GAUGCUCGCACUCAGCUAGGGACGCUGAGGUCAAAGGGAGAUCACUCUCCGAAUGUUUUCCAAAAUGGCGGAUAGCGCUUUUGUGGAACGUGUGGCGUCCGAGUGAUUUUUCUCGCACAGGAAUUGAUUUUCAUGUUAUUAAGGCUCACCACUGAGUAAUAUGAGUCAGGAUUCAGCUGGUGGUGGUGGUGGGCCAAGACAUCGCUUCAGUUCUCCUUCCUCUUUUUUGGCACAAUAUGCUGGGAGCAGCAACACGGCUAGUAGCUCUGACCAGGAAAUGGAUAUAAUCUUGUUGGAUCAUGGUUAUGCAAAGCCUUGGUCAGCUCACCCUGAUGCCAGCAAUGCACGUCCUCUCCGUUACUUGUUCAAGUCCAAGCAGCCAAGAGGAACUGCAGAUCAAGUUCCAAGCAGAAAUGUAGAAGAUAUUGAUGUUGAAGAAGUCACCCAAGCUCCAACUCUUCAUUUUGAUGUGGCCAAGGCACGUACACUCAUGAAUGAGUGUGAACGUCAUGCUUCUUUUGCACGACCUGACGACCAGCAAGAAGACUGGGAGGAAAAGUUGUCCAAAGCUGGAUGGACAGUGCAGCAGAAUCGUGUCUUCACACGAGUCAUGAAAGCUUUGCAGGCAGACCGCCUGGCACGCCUAACAGUGGAGGGGACACCAAAUGAACCCAUUGCCAGAAGACUAGUAGUUGAUAAGACUGCAAAAAGAUUGCGACAAGCUCUGGCAAGCAUUGCCUGGGAUCAGAAAAUUGUGCAAUGGCUGCAUCUUUUAAUUCUGGACACUAUGAGUGUGUCCAUACUUACUUCCUAUUUGGAUGCCUUGCAGACAUUAAAAAGCAAGAUACCAUCUCUUGUUGAAAGAAUGACCAGCGGCACUACACCUGCCCAUCCCAGUUUGUCUUCAGAAUCUCUGGGAUUGUUGCUUAAGCGACCUUGGGACCCAGUAGGCAACACACUGUCACAACAGAAACCUAAGAAACUCCCUGGGAAUCCACUGCUGCUUAUUGCUCCAAGUGGUCCAGCACAGGGUGGUGGUGGGGGUGGAAGUCCAAAAGACAUGAAGUUUUGGCAGAGCCAGCUGUCCGGCCUGGGCAAAGUGGUGCCAGUCACCAUGCACACUGUAAAUGGGGGCAGUGGGGUGUCAGUGUCCUUGUGUCUGGAACACAUGAUUGGAGCUGUCAGGACAAAGGUGUUGGAGCUGAAAAGUCAUUUUCCUGGACGACCAAUUGUGCUGCUUGGCUGGAAUAUUGGAGCUCUUGUUGCUUGCCAUGUGUCACUGGUUGAAUCGGUCAGUGCUGUUGUUUGUCUUGGUUUCCCACUCAUUGGCAUUCAUGGUCUUAGAGGAGAUGUGGAAGAUUCCCUGCUGGACAGCAAGACGCCGACACUUUUUGUUAUUGGGCAAGAUGCUAGCGACUGUUCAGUGGACCAGAUGCAAGAUCUCCGAGAGCAGAUGCGAGCGGAAACAGGGCUGGUGGUUGUUGGAGGUGCUGAUGAACAUUUGCGAUUGUCACAUCGCCAGAAAAAACAAGAAGGCCUGACACAAGCGAUGGCUGACCGGUGCAUCAUUGAUGAGUUUGCCAGUUUUUGGGGAGCAUCCUCUCUCUCAACGCCAAAACGGCGGAGAAAGACAUCUCGUGAUGGUGGUAGCAUUGCGCUUUUUCAAACACCGUCUGCUACUGCGAGAGAGCAUGCUGCAAGCACAGUGCGAAUAUCCAAGCGUGGUGGCAAAAUGUCCCGACAACCGGCGGGAUCCGGCCUCGCGUUUUCAACACAAGGGGUAUAUGCUCAGGAUCAUAGCCGUGGGUCCCCCAGAAAACGUCAAGGUCGUGGUGGGAUCGCCGGUGUUCCACGAAAACGCCUGGCCUUGUCGAUUGGCAUGAAUCAGCUGAGCGUUCAGGUGUCGAGCGCGUCUCCAUCUUUUCAAACAGCAGCAGCAGCACGGCCCGCCCACCCAGCCGCCUUAGCAGCAGCCGUCUCCAGCGCCCCGGAACUGAGCGGACUGUUGCAGGGCAUCAGGGUCAGUCGGGCCAGCGUGGACACAGAGCAAGUGACAAGCGCUGGCAAAUCUUUUGUCAGCGCCUCCCUGCCCCUCACACGGCCUGGUGGCGGUCGGCAACUGACGGACGUUGCAGAGGGGAACGGAGGGUCGUCUUUAACCUCCUCCUCUUCGCCGGGAACCCUGGUGGUAAAGCCGGGAGAAGGCUCGGAAAAAGAGACCCAGAGCGCCGUGAUCAUCGGUAAGGCCCUGCACUCCAGUCAGCCGCAGUCGCAGCAGCAGAUCUUGGUGCGCACGUCAGGGGGGUCGCUGUCUACCCCCAUCACGAUACCCAUUAGCAUGGCGCACCGUCUGGUGGGGCUGGGCGCCGGGUGCCCUUUGGUGCACGUCACUGGGGCCAGCUCCUCGACCUCCUCCCAGAUUCAGCAGCUACUGACCUCCAUCGCCAACUCCACGUCCAUCACCACCGCCGCCGGACAGCCCACCUCACUCUUACUCACCUCCGCCAUUGCCUCGUCUUCCGGUCUAACCACCACCAUCACCACCACCAACAGCGCCGGCGGUACGACCACUUCAGCGAGCGCUGGCCGGGUGCUGGUCACGACAGCUCCACGCACCAAGCUCUCCCACGCGGCCGAGACGACAGAUCACCCUAAAGUGGAAAGGCCGGAAACGGAAGUGGUGGGGAGGUUCAAAGUGAGGCUGACAAGGUGCAGGCCAUCCAGCGACUGCAGUUCCACGAUUUCCCACUUACCACGGCCUCGCUGCAGGCCCUAUCUACGGCAUCUGGUGCGGUUUUCACGCAGGCCAAGAUCCUGGAGGCCGGCAGAAGCACGGAGGGUGCGGGGGUCCGGCCGGCAGGGGUGGGUGGGACAGCAGCGGUCAUGAAGGUGGGUGUGUCCAAGAGCCUCAUCAACCCUGGCAGCUUGCCCACCUCCGUGUCCUCCAUCCUCAGUCGCGUUGUGGCCCAAGGCACCUCCCAGGCUGGCGUACGGGCUGGGUCACCGUUGGCCGGCACCUCCAUCCUGGGCGGCAAGAGCACUGUGCUGAUUACAUCCCUGGGAAAAACCUUUGACCUCUGCCGCUGCCGCCGCCGCGCUGGGCAAGAUGGAGACCAGCAUGCCUCCGGCCACGUCGUCCAGUACCUCCACUAUGACAGCGGCUGGGGACAGCCAGGGGAAGACGCUCUCUUUCAGCGAGUCCAGCUCCACGCCCACAACCAGCGCCACCACGUAUGCAGGGGCAAUCAGCGCCGCCUUGCAGGCCAAGAUGAUAACGGGAGCCGCACGGAUGGCGGCGACUGUAGGACCGUCUCCAGGGUGCAGCACCAAUGCUCCCGUCGCUUCAACAUCAGCCUCUCCAGCAACGGCUGCUGCUGUUUCUUCUUCAGGGAUACCUCCUGUGAGGACCGGGCCGAAGCCACAUCACUCAUCCUACACGUCCAGCACCAAACCUGUACUGCUGACAGUGGCGUCCACUCGCACGCGCAGGAUCCGAACUCCCAAGCAAUACGACCUAUAGGACCGCAGCCACUCUUGAGCAGAUCUGAUAAAAAAAUAAGGCGUUGUGUGUUGACGUUUUCGUACAGUUUGAUUGUGUUCAACAGUUUCAUUGUACUGAAAGGAAAAUCCCAUUAAAAGUCGAUGACUUAUAGAGAGUGACAUUCAUGCAGUGAUGAAUUUAUUAUGUGGGAUGAUGAUGCUUAUGAGCAAUAGCAGCAAGAGGGAUAAUAAUAGUAUUAACCGUGGAAGUAGUUGUAAACCUGUUGUUGUAGAUGUAUCAAUAAUUUUGUAAUAAACAAUCUCUGUAUCUAUU
Messenger RNA from Pomacea canaliculata, 3814 nucleotides. Its product is annotated as KAT8 regulatory NSL complex subunit 3-like. Gene Ontology annotation, biological process: positive regulation of transcription by RNA polymerase II. Lineage: Eukaryota; Metazoa; Mollusca; Gastropoda; Architaenioglossa; Ampullariidae. The record is from RefSeq and is a predicted model, not a curated record. Gene Ontology annotation, cellular component: NSL complex.